Molecule: messenger RNA, 564 nt
Organism: Orbilia oligospora ATCC 24927
Lineage: Eukaryota; Fungi; Ascomycota; Orbiliomycetes; Orbiliales; Orbiliaceae
Exons: 5
Coding region: 1-564 (187 amino acids)
Biological process (GO): translation
Cellular component (GO): cytosolic large ribosomal subunit; ribosome
Molecular function (GO): RNA binding; structural constituent of ribosome
Source: RefSeq, a predicted model, not a curated record
AUGGGUAUCGAUUUGAAGACACACCACCAACGGGCUAGCCACCGAAAGGCACCCAAGAGCGACAACCCGUACCUUGCCCUCUUGGUCAAGCUCUACAGAUUCUUGGCUCGCCGAACCGACUCCAACUUCAACAAGGUCAUCCUCCGACGUCUCUUUAUGUCCAAGAUCAACCGCCCACCAGUCUCCCUCUCCCGCAUCAACAGACUCGUUGGACAGGAACAAACCAAGACUGAGGGAAAGACCGUUGUUGUUGUUGGUACCAUUACCGAUGACAACCGUCUGUUGCAAGCCCCAAAGAUCACCGUUGCCGCUCUCCGAUUCACUGCCACUGCUCGUGCCCGUAUCGUUGCUGCCGGUGGUGAGGCUCUUACUCUCGACCAGCUCGCCCUGAGAGCCCCAACUGGUGCCAACACCCUCCUCCUCAGGGGCCCAAAGAACUCCCGAGAGGCUGUCAAGCACUUCGGUUUCGGCCCACACAAGCACAAGAAGCCAUACGUUCAGUCGAAGGGCAGGAAAUUCGAGCGUGCCCGUGGUCGCAGAAGGUCGAAGGGUUUCAAGGUCUAA